UGCAUGGCCGAGACGCCAAGGAGCUGAAGGACGCAACAACGGAAGCUCUGCUAAACGCCUGGCGUGAUGCGAAACGCUCAACCUCCUUGCUAGCCGAGCAGCAGGUCUGCUAAAGGCUACUUCCAGACAAAUAUGGGAUACGGCAUAGAGUUUAGCGAUGAAUCCAUACGUUCGCGAUUCGUCUCGAAGGUUUUCGGCCUAGUAACUAUAAUGUUUAUUAUCGUAGCAGUCACGUGUGCCAUGCCAUUCAUUUUUCCAACAUUUAUGGAUUGGACUCAGCAAAAUAAAAUUUUCAUGAUUGUUGCUUGUUGUGUUUAUGCCGUAAUGGCAAUAGUCUUAGCAUGCUGCACUUCCGUUCGAAGAUCGUUUCCUCUAAACAUAAUCGUUUUGGGUAUAUUUACUUUGGCAAGUGGUUGCAUGACAAUGGCCGUAACUGCGACCUAUAAUGUACAGUCUGUAUUAUUAGCAUUUUGUAUCACAACGGGUGUAUCAGCUGCUAUAGCAAUAUUUGCAAUAACUACAAAAAGGGAUAUAACCUCAUGUUUGGGUAUCGCGUGCAUUCUCGGCGUGACGUUAUUCUUCUUUGGAUUGGUCGCUGCAAUCGCAAGUAUAUUCUUUCAUGUGAAAUUUCUCUACACUGUUUACGCUGCUCUUGGCGCAUUACUUGCAAUGCUUUAUUUAGCUAUUGAUAUACAGAUGGUCAUGGGCGGAAAACGUUAUGAAAUAUCCCCCGAAGAGUACAUUUUCGCAGCGAUGCAGAUAUUUUUGGAUAUUCUCAAUAUUUUCAUGUUUAUUUUGCAAUUGUUCAAAGAAUAAUAAAGAAG
Molecule: messenger RNA, 824 nt
Organism: Cylicocyclus nassatus
Lineage: Eukaryota; Metazoa; Nematoda; Chromadorea; Rhabditida; Strongylidae
Source: the annotation of a GenBank genome assembly